AAAACCCCCCUCUCCUUCCUUCAUUCUCUUCCCCUCUCACCAUCACCACUCACUUCUUUCUCUCUCUUUUCAGAGCCUCACAACUCAAACCCACCAUGGCGGCAGGACUCUCCGCCGCAAUUGCCUGGAAGCCCCUCCUCCGACCUCACCACCACCACCACCACAAACACCAAUCCUUCAAUCCUCACACUCCAACGCCUGCUUCCUUCUUCAGAACACACCAGAAGCCCGCAACUAUAAAGUUCACUACCUGUGUUCUCAUGGAAGACCCCAAGAAAACCGCCAGCAGCCACGUGGCGGAAAGCGAAAAGGACGAAGAAGAAACCGUUGUGGUUUAUCCUCAGCUGGUUCCGCCACGUGUCGCGGAGAGAUUGGCCAGGAAGAAGUCUGAGAGAUUAACGUACCUCAUUACCGCCAUGAUGUCUAGCUUUGGCAUCACUUCCAUGGCGGUCUUCGCUGUUUAUUAUAGAUUCGCAUGGCAAUUUGAGGGUGGAGAAAUUCCAUUGUCUGAAAUGUUUGGCACAUUUGCUCUCUCCGUUGGUGCUGCUGUGGGUAUGGAAUUUUGGGCUAGAUGGGCACACAGAGCUCUCUGGCAUGCUUCUUUGUGGCACAUGCAUGAGUCCCACCAUAGACCAAGAGAUGGACCCUUCGAAUUGAACGAUGUGUUUGCAAUAAUAAACGCUGUUCCUGCCAUUGCUCUUCUCUCCUUCGGUUUCUUCCACAAAGGACUAAUCCCUGGCCUCUGCUUUGGUGCUGGUCUUGGAAUCACAGUGUUUGGAAUGGCUUACAUGUUUGUGCACGAUGGCUUAGUUCAUAGGAGAUUCCCUGUAGGUCCCAUUGCCAAUGUUCCCUACUUCAGAAGAGUUGCUGCUGCUCACAAACUUCACCAUUCGGACAAAUUCAAUGGGGUGCCAUAUGGCCUCUUUUUGGGACCAAAG
Molecule: messenger RNA, 938 nt
Organism: Arachis ipaensis
Lineage: Eukaryota; Viridiplantae; Streptophyta; Magnoliopsida; Fabales; Fabaceae
Source: RefSeq, a predicted model, not a curated record